UUGCAGUUAGUCUGAAAGUUAGUUUGAACUACUCAAAGCCUGCAAGAUGCAGUACCCUCAGCUCCAGAGACUUUUGUGCGCCUUCGUGAUUAUAUCCUGUGUGGCAGUCCUUGUGCUCGGGGGUCCGGAAUGCAAUCAAUGUCAAUUAAACAACAACGUCAGGUGCCUGAACGAGACCCACUUUAGUUUUUGCGCGCGCAACGUUUCUCCGGAUCUGGUGCUGCAGUGUCCCGACGAUCAGAUUUGCACCAAACUCGCGAAGAUCUGCUUUCCCAAGGGAUCGACUGAUGCUUCCUGCACUCCAGAUGCCGAAGUAUCGUGUCCAUCCUGCAGUGGAUCAACACCAUUCGUCUGCACAAGUCGCACCACCUUCCAAAUGUGCGAUGGAGACAAGCUCACCGGCCAGGUAAUAAAGUGCAAGGAUAACACUUUCUGUGCCAUGAAAGACCACAAAUAUUGUGUGGAUCGGUGUGAAAUAACAAAGUCAGUAAAUGGAUUCGAGUGCGACAGAGAGGCACCUUUGGAUGCAUGAAAAUAUAGCACUCCAAAAAUACUGAGAUGCAGGUUGAAAUAAAUGUUAUUUAACUAUUUGCAGAGAAGAAUAAUUUCCAUUCAAAGAAGUUUUGUUUUUAUUAAAUAAAAUUGCGUUCUAUUUAUUAAAGUAA
Messenger RNA from Drosophila teissieri, 665 nucleotides. RefSeq lists its product as uncharacterized. The transcript is spliced from 2 exons. NCBI's taxonomy places the organism in Eukaryota, Metazoa, Arthropoda, Insecta, Diptera, Drosophilidae. The coding region runs from base 47 to 532 and encodes 161 amino acids. The record is from RefSeq and is a predicted model, not a curated record.